AACAACUCCACCUAGAUGCAGAUGGAAGUUAAAAAAUGAAAAGCAAACGAACAUAGUUGCAUUCAGAUGAUUCAUCUGGAUGCAUGAACGAAAUGAAGAAACGAACAACACCCAGAUGGAGCAUCUGGAUGAUACAUCUAGAUGGACCGCAUUUUCUAGAUGUACAAACGAACAGGGCCAAAGAGGAACAUGAGUUACAAGAGUCACUGGCCAUUACCUGAUGAUUAAUUCAUGUUAGAAACAAACAGAUCAGACUACGUGACCCAUGUUCUUCUCACAUGUUCCCACGUCGUUUAACCCGAGAAUUCCUCUGUUCUUGAGCUUCUCCACUACAUAUAGUAACGGUCAAGAACCUAUAGAGCAUCUCAACCAAAAUAUAGUAUUCUCUUAAAUAAUUAUUCAUGGAGGGUUUAGAUUCAGUUUUUCUGUCUGAUCGAACCACACACCAGCCGGUUCGAUCUGUGAGUCUUCCUUCAAGAAUCCAUCCACUCUCUAUUAAACUCAGAUCAGCCUUGAACCGGCUCAGUAUCUGGAAGAGAUCCUCUUCCUCAAUCUCAGUUUCAGCUUCUUUCGGGUCCGAGACGCUUCUCGUUGGACUAGUGAACCUCACCGAGCUCUACGGUUGCGUCCACGAGCUACUUGAGUCUCCUUACGUGAGACACACUCUACGUCACCACCAGAAGGGGAAACUUCUAGAUGAGUCUUUAAAUGUAUCCGUCGUGUUGCUGGACGUGUGUGAGGCUGCAAGGGAGGUGGUUGCCACGAUGAGAGAGCACAUGAUGAAUCUCAAAUCAGCUCUGCGUAGGAAAGGUAGCGUAGAGAAGGAGGUUAGGGCAUAUGUUAACGUGAGGAAGAAGGCAAAGAAAGAAAUCUCCAAACACCUCAAUGGACUUAAGAAAAUGGAAACUAGAGAUAUUUCCACAAAUAUAGAUCAAGAUCCAGCGGUAGCAUCUACGAGUGUUCUGAGAGAGACGAUCGAAAUCUCUGUCUCGAUCCUCAGGCAUCUUUUGUUGUUCCUAUCGACAACACCACCACCACCUCCAGCAAGGAAAAUCAAGAACAUCAUUGGUCUUUUUCCGAUUCCUUUAGCAUCGAGGUCAUUGGCAGAUAGAUAUCUGGAUCUGAUAAAAGAAGCGAAAAAUCUUGAUGAUGUCUUUUUAGGUUCUCUUGAGAAGAACAAGAGGAGAGAUAUCGUUGAAGAGAGCUUUGGUGAUCUGGAGGCAGAGCUGGACUCAGUUUUCAAGUGUUUAGUCAAGAACAGAGUACUGUUCCUUAAUAUCCUAAGUAACUGUUGAGACCUGAGUCUUUUUUUUUUCCUCCGAGCUUUUCUUUUUGUCAAUCAGAUGUAUACAUCUUUGUCCUCAAGUUGUUUCUCUUGCAAGAAAAAGAAAACAAGAUCUCAGUUUUGCACUAGUGUAAACCGAUUUUUGUAUCAUCUAGACCUCAUGUUUGUAGUACUAAUGUAAAAUAACAAAUUAAACUCAAAUUAUAUAAUAAAAUAUUGAUGUUAAGUUUAAGGAUUAUUUUGGGCAUCUAUAAUAUUAUUUGUGAAGUUAUUUUUUCAACAACAAAGAUAUCAUCUAGUUAAUGUUAAUUUGGGUAUUGUGGUUUGGGUGUCUACAUGUGUGACUAAUUAAUGUUUUACCAAUUUUUUUAAAUGGUCGAUAGACUGGUGAUUUGCAUAGGAAAUACUUCUUUCAAACUUUUAAAACGAUGUGCAUAAAGUUGACAAAUUUUAUAUAUCAAAAUAUAAGAGUAAGAUUACAUUAGCUACUAGCUAGAGUGACGAGAUUCAGUGUUCAUCAAUCAUCACAGCUUAAUUGUUUGUAGAAUGGCAUUUUCUGAAACACACAACUCUACUUUAGACACUUAUUAUUUUAUUUCUUCGAGCUAGCUCUUAUCCGAAUGAUAAUUGGUGUAGGAAUCUGAUAAAGUUAAAGCAAGAUCAUUGGCAACUUUCUUUUGUUCUUUUGUAACCGAUUUUCAUAACAUACUUUCUUCUAGCUAGUUCUUAUCCGAUUGAUAAUUGGUGUAAGAUUCGUACAAGUUUAGCAAGAUCAUUAGCAAUGACGUGGGACAUGCAAGUACUCUCUUUAUCUAUUUCGUGAAGGAAUAUGUGUUUUAGAUCUUUAUAUAUUAAUAAGAACAUUAGCAUUGCGUGAUGGAACAUGGAAUAAUUGGUGCCCACACACCUAAAAGCAAAACACAGUUCAACUAAAAAUGUUAGGCUUUUUACACGUGUACCUGGCGCAAGGGACAAUAUACGUGGGGCAAAUCCAUGAUAUGGAUAUUUUGUGAUAUGAAUCUACAAAUUAAGCAUAGCGUUUAUACACGUGUAAUAAUAUAAAUCAAUAGUAGUCUCAAGAGAGUAAACCAUUGCUGGAAGAUUUACUAUGGUUGGUCGAUUUAAAGAUACCGUCUCACUUGUCAAAAAAACAUCUUUUAGUUGAGAAGUCUAUUUUAAUUGUGUCAACUAUAAAAUAUGAUAUUGCUUUCAAAAAAGAAAAAAAAACAUAAAAUAUGAUGAUUCAAUUUUAAAUUAUUUUUCAAAAACAUAUGCGUCUAUA
This is a messenger RNA of Brassica napus (rape), 2567 nucleotides long. RefSeq lists its product as uncharacterized. The record is from RefSeq and is a predicted model, not a curated record. The transcript has a single exon. NCBI's taxonomy places the organism in Eukaryota, Viridiplantae, Streptophyta, Magnoliopsida, Brassicales, Brassicaceae. Gene Ontology annotation, biological process: shoot system development; root development. Bases 402 to 1295 code for a protein of 297 amino acids.